AAUACGCCGCCCACUGAACACUCCCCGAAACGCCGAUGGACUGGGUGAGAGCAAGAGCAUAUCCGAUUCAGCUCAUGACGCGCUACUCGUAAUUCAAUGGAGAACCUCACCAUUUCCGACCCUCCCCCUCCUAUGCAGCACGGCGGUGGGGGGGGGAUGCCGCCAGUUCUCGGGCGUCCCCCUCCGCCGCCCCAGCAGCUGCCCGCCCAGAUGUUCACCACGGCCGCCCAACUCUUGGAUCUCACCGACAAAAAGCUCAUGGUAGCACUGCGCGACGGCCGGAAGCUUCUGGGAAUCUUGCGCAGUUGGGAUCAAUUUGCAAACUUGGUCCUGCAGUCCACCAAGGAGAGGAUCUUCGUGCCGCCCGGAACGGCGCCCGACCAGCCUCGGGGCUUGUACGCUGACAUCGACCGCGGCCUGUUCCUGGUGCGCGGUGAGAACGUGCUGCUGUUGGGCGAGAUCGACCUCGACAAGGACGACGAACCGCCGCCGGGCUACGACCUGGCCGAUGUUGAGCUAGUCCAGAACCUAGCCAAGCAAAGAAAGCUGAACGACAAGACGAAGGAGAAGAAAAAGGUGAAGAUGCUCGCUAAAGAGGGCUUUGAGGGCGAGAACCUGGGCGAAAUUCUGUUCUAAGCAGCAGGAAGGAACGUCAGCAUGACAGAUUCAGUGAGGAGAGGACAGGUGGCUUGGAAGCAGAAUAUUGUGAAAUGCUCUCCAUCCACUUCCGAGACUUAUAGUCACCGGGCUUCGCAGAGACGAGUGCCAAAGAAUAGCAACCGUCCCGGAUGCCGUUUCCCGACCUCGAGUUCCCUGGGCCAUCGAUUGAUCCAUCGAUCCCGGUUUCGCACAACUAACGGCCUCCUUGCAGGGACUAGAGUUACACCAUACCUUAUGAUCUUUGGCGUUGAAUAAUGC
Messenger RNA from Parathielavia appendiculata, 918 nucleotides. RefSeq names its product Sm-like ribonucleoprotein. Lineage: Eukaryota; Fungi; Ascomycota; Sordariomycetes; Sordariales; Chaetomiaceae. Gene Ontology annotation, cellular component: P-body; Lsm1-7-Pat1 complex. Gene Ontology annotation, biological process: deadenylation-dependent decapping of nuclear-transcribed mRNA. Gene Ontology annotation, molecular function: RNA cap binding. The transcript is spliced from 3 exons. The record is from RefSeq and is a predicted model, not a curated record. Bases 97 to 636 code for a protein of 179 amino acids.